CUUCCCAAACCACAACAACCCAUCUCUGUUUUUUUCUCCACAUUCAAAUCUUUCUAGUACAUAUGUUCUUCAUAGUCGUUAUAAAAGAAGACACUCAUUAAACUAGAAUAUAAUUCCAAAAAUAUAGAAUUAUGAGAAAGCCUUGUUGUGAUAACAAGGAGGAAAUGCAUAGAGGAGCUUGGUCUAAACAAGAAGACCAAAAACUCAUUGAUUAUAUCACUAAACAUGGUGAAGGUUGCUGGAGAAACUUGCCUAAAGCUGCUGGUCUACUUCGAUGUGGCAAAAGUUGCAGACUAAGAUGGAUGAAUUAUCUUAGUCCAAAUCUAAAAAGAGGCAAUUUUUCUGAGGAUGAAGAUGAUCUCAUAAUCAAGCUACAUGCUCUCCUUGGAAACAGGUGGUCCCUAAUAGCUGGAAGAUUACCGGGGAGAACUGAUAAUGAAGUGAAGAACUAUUGGAAUUCUCGUUUGAGAAGAAAACUUAUAAAAAUGGGAAUUGAUCCAAAGAAUCAUAGGAUUUCUCAUUAUCUUCAUAUAAAAAACCUUGAAUUUUUGUCAGAAAAUAGCACGAGAGAAAAUGAUGGAGUAAUAUCUGAUACUGCAAAUUCUUGUGCAAAUGUUCAACAAAGUACAAGUUCAUUGCCUGAUCUCAACUCCCUUCCUUAAAUAAUAUCAAUGACGCUCUUGAUUGUCUCCUCCGAGGUUAAUUUUAGCCGACUGAUAAUAUGUACGCAUGGUUAGCUUGGACACCGCCGUUAUGAGAUAAAUAUAAUAUUUUCACCAUGGUUGAGCAUAUGAACUCAAUAUUUUUUAAUAAGUUUUAGCUAGCAAGAAAGUACAAUGUAUGGUUGUUAUUAGACUACAGUUGUUCAUGCAGUAAUUGUCACAUUUAGUAUGUGCUUUUAAAGGUACAA
Molecule: messenger RNA, 910 nt
Organism: Lycium barbarum (goji berry)
Lineage: Eukaryota; Viridiplantae; Streptophyta; Magnoliopsida; Solanales; Solanaceae
Product: transcription factor MYB3-like
Exons: 3
Coding region: 132-662 (176 amino acids)
Source: RefSeq, a predicted model, not a curated record